AUGACAGUAUCCAAGCAUCUCACUUUCAUUUUUCUCUUAGCCUUGUCCUUCUUGACCAAUGAAGUCAAUGGGUUUGGCUUCGCCGAGCUCUUCGUCGGGACAGGCUUCAGCAGUGAUGACAGCGCAUCACUCGACAACGUACUCUGCGGAACAGGCGAAACCUUUGUGGGCAUUCAAACUCUCUGUGACAUGGCAACAGGCUUCAUCGAUUCACAGGCAAGCACCGAGAAUGUGGACGUAUUCGAAGAUGCUGUAGCGACCGUUGCGCCCACCUUGGUUGAGACUGAAGGCGAUGGAGACGAAUUCGCCGCCGACAACGACGGCGACAGACGUGCGGGAAAGCAAAAGCCUUCAGACGAUGAGGUGAGAAAGACUCGAGGACUUCGUGGCAGGACAAACUGA
Messenger RNA from Seminavis robusta, 402 nucleotides. The record is from the annotation of a GenBank genome assembly. NCBI's taxonomy places the organism in Eukaryota, Bacillariophyta, Bacillariophyceae, Naviculales, Naviculaceae.